Drosophila persimilis is the source of this 885-nucleotide messenger RNA. Its product is annotated as cilia- and flagella-associated protein 20. Gene Ontology annotation, cellular component: ciliary basal body; motile cilium. The coding region runs from base 19 to 843 and encodes 274 amino acids. Lineage: Eukaryota; Metazoa; Arthropoda; Insecta; Diptera; Drosophilidae. The record is from RefSeq and is a predicted model, not a curated record. Gene Ontology annotation, biological process: positive regulation of cell motility; cilium assembly; regulation of cilium beat frequency involved in ciliary motility. The transcript is spliced from 3 exons.
CGAAACGAAACUCCGACAAUGUAUCGUUCUGCUUAUCAGAAAGGGUUUCUAACAAUCCUCUACAGCGUGGGCAGCUCACCUCUGCAGCAGUGGUCUUCUUAUACCAAAAAUGGUUACAUUAAGCGGAUAUACGAUGAUGAUAUCAAGUCUCUGGUGCUGGAGAUAAUUGGUUCCAAUGUGUCGACCGCAUUCAUCCACUGCCCCAGUGAGUGCAAGGAGCAGCUCGGCAUCAAGCUGCCGUUUUUGGUGCUUCUGAUAAAGAACAUGCAUAAAUAUUUUUGCUUCGAAGUUAAGAUUCAAGAUGAUCAGCGUUUCAUGCGCCGCUUUCGCGUAUCGAAUUUCCAGAGCAAGACUUCUGUCAAGCCGUUCUGCACUGCCAUGCCAAUGGGCAUGUCGCCUGGCUGGAACCAGAUUCAGUUCAAUCUCGCUGAUUUCACACGGCGCGCCUACGGCUCGAACUAUCUGGAGACCGUAUCGCUGCAGAUACAUGCCAAUGUGCGCAUUCGCCGCGUCUACUUUGCUGACAAGCUCUACACGGAAGCAGAGCUUCCCAAUGAUUACCGCUUGAUGGGCAAGCCCAAGGAUUUGAAGAAGCCGGAGAAGCAGUUUAAGGUGCCUCCUACUGCUCGUCCUCCAUCGCCUCUGAAUACGGCGCGUGGUGAAGGACCGGUUAAGGCACCUCAGCCAGAGGCGCCGGUUCAGGAAUCGGAGCCGGAGGCUGCUCCGGAGUUGAAGAAGGCACCGUCGCCUACCGUCUCCGUGGGCGUGGUCUCAGCUGCUCCGGAGCCCGCAGCCGAGGAGCCCCCUACACAGACCGAGGCCACUGAGGAGGCCUACUACUAGAAUUAUAUCUAUGUUUAUAUGUUCAUUGUUAAUUUAGUUAAA